Molecule: messenger RNA, 2438 nt
Organism: Salvelinus sp. IW2-2015
Lineage: Eukaryota; Metazoa; Chordata; Actinopteri; Salmoniformes; Salmonidae
Product: RING finger protein 214
Molecular function (GO): ubiquitin-protein transferase activity
Source: RefSeq, a predicted model, not a curated record
AACUUAGAAAUAGUCCAAAAACCCGCMACCAAUACAUUUUAACCCGCGACAUUGUUUUCAGUGUUGUCCAAUGACAGGAAAAUCGCGAACAUGGCAACACUGCUGCGCGAGCUUACCCGGAAGUGUAUGUCAGCAAACGUGUAAUGUUUAUAAUUUUCUAACGUGGUUUGUCGAUGAGGUAUCACACAACUCAACAUCUUCAUUUUCCGUUUUUGAUUACUAAUAAUGCACCUUGUCAUUUAAGCUACAGUUUCCCGACACGUUUACCGCUGUUUAAUUUAAAUUUAUAGUCAUAGAAACUAGCUAACUAACGUUAUGGACUGGGGAUUGGCGCUCGAGGAGGACAUGGCGCGCGAAACCUCCGCCACGGGAAACCCUSAGCAGCAAUACAACCCCUGGUCCAACCAGUCCAACCCAUGGUCAGAUCCAGGCUGCACCUCGGGAUCUAUAGGGGAGCUGGAAAAUCUGGCCCCAGGGGAUGGACACCAUGGCACUCACUCGAAGAAGCAAGGCGUCCAGACAGAUGCCUGGACAGCAGACAAAGAUGUUAACACAGAUCAGGAUUGGGAGUCACUGAUGCGGUCAGUGGAUGAGUACAGCACUCACCUUGCCCUGCAAUAUGAGGAGCUGAUGAAGCAGCAGCAGGAGGAGGAGGCUGAUCAUGGCAACCUCGUAGACAGCCUGGUUCAGAAGAAAGAUGAGGGGAUCCACCAGCAGCAGGUGCUGCUGGACAAAAUUGAGUCUCUGCGUGUGAAGCUUCAGCUGAACUGCUGCAAGACCACCCGCAAGAACUUUGCAGUCAAGAAGCAAGACCUCAGUGCGGAGAAAAUCAAAAUGGAGGAGGAGAGGAACAGACUGUCUCAGGAGCUGAAGGAGACCACCAGGAAGCUGGCUUUGCUGAUAGAGGAGCAGAACCAGGAAAAGCUUAUGUGGGAGCGGGAGCUAGCAGACUUGAACACUGAGAUGGAGCGGCUACAGAAAGAGUCAGAGGAGGCCACCCAGACAGCUCUACGGGAUGAGAUUGCAGCUCUGGAAAUGCAGAGAGAUGUGACCAUGUCUGAGGUGGAUGACUGGCUGAAAGAGGCUGACCAAUACAUAAACACACUUAGAUUUGACCCCUCUCAGCAGCACAUGCAACAAAGGCUGGAGUGGGAGAACAAUGUGGCUGUUGUUCACAGCAGUUUGGCGGGACUGCAGAAUCAGUUCAAGGAGCACCUUCACCUGCUGCAAAAGGGCCAACCGAUGGAAAGCCUCCCUGGAGUCACAUUACCACACUUACCCCAAGUCCCCACGGUGGACUUGGUGAUGAGUCCGAUGAUGUACGCUCCACCCCUCCCCCCCUUUCAACAUUUCCAGAUGGGCCCUCCUAACGCUGUGGGGAUGCCCUUCCAACCCCAGCAGCACCACCCAGCUGCCUUCAUAGCCCCAGCCAGAUUAACUCCCCCACCUGUCCCCUCCUCUACUCCCCCUACCUCCGCUCUACCGCUCCACCCAGCCACCCCACCUGUUUCCCUGCCCACCACCGUGGCCUCCGCCCAGCCCCUGCCUUUCAGUAACCCUCCUGCUGCUGGCAAACUGGACAACCUGCUGAAGAGAUUGGGGGACAUAUUUCCACAGUGCAACAGAACUCAACUCAUGUCAGUGCUGCAGCAGAUUAAGAAUUCCCGUGGCACCAUGGCUGGCAUGUCUAUGGACGAGGUCACACAGCAGGUGGCACAGAGACUGGCACAGAGUGAGAAACCGGCUCCAGGGCCCAUCAGGCCUCUUUCUGCUGCCAGGGGCGUUCCUGGUCUUCCAGGCCCAAUCCAGCGCCCUCCAGGCCCAAUCCAGAGGCCUCCUGGCCCCAUUCAGAGACCCACAAAUCCCCCUCAGAGACCUGCAGUAACUCAAGUCUUCCAGACAAGGCCCCCACAGCCUGUGGCUCCCAGUAAUCGUAAGCUGUGCUUGAUGUGCCAGAACCACGUGGAAGCAGACAGCCAGCACCCCAUGAGCUGCGCCCACACUGUUCAUAAGGAUUGCAUCAGUGUAUGGCUACAGUCCAGCAAGAACAACACCUGCCCCUUCUGCCCAGCCAAGUGAAAGGAGUAGCAAAAAAGACCGAAAGGAGAAGACAUGAAGGGAAAAAGGAGCUGAACACUGAUAGUGUUCUGUUCAGCGUCACAGAACGGAAGAAGGAGAUGGUGGAAUAAGAUUCACAUCAACUAAAAACAGAGCAGACAUGGUGASGUAUUACUAUUCACCUACAGUGCAUUCAGACAGUAUUCAGAUCCCUUGACUUUUUCAACAUUUUGUUACGUUACAGCCUUAUGCUAAAAUAGAUUAAAUUAAACAAGUUUCCUCAUCAAUUGACACACACCAUGAUGACAAAGGGAAAACAGGUUAUUUAAGUAUUCAGACCCUUUGCUAUUAUGAGACUCGAAAUUGAGCUCCGGUGCAUC